Messenger RNA from Microdochium trichocladiopsis, 861 nucleotides. RefSeq lists its product as uncharacterized. The transcript has a single exon. NCBI's taxonomy places the organism in Eukaryota, Fungi, Ascomycota, Sordariomycetes, Xylariales, Microdochiaceae. The record is from RefSeq and is a predicted model, not a curated record. The annotation marks the transcript as partial.
GCAAGGCUGUAUACUCCGACCCUGUCAGCCUUAAUCUAUGUGCAGCGGCUUCUCUUCCUGGAGUAUGCCCUCCCUCUCGAAUCAUACGAUCACAUCGGAAUUCCUCAGCGUCCGCGAUACCGGCAAUUUGAGCGGCUUGAUUCCGUACGACAUAGGUUUAUGCUAACUAAGUCAAUGACCCCCCUACCCGAGAUGUUGAGCCUCCGUGACUACGGGAGAGUGAUAGCUAGAACAGACACCCCAUCCUAUUUCCUUUACUGGAGUGACGAUUUACAGACUGUGUCGUACGGAGACUCCUUCACUAUCUCUACGGGCGCCUUCCGACAGCUGUCAGCAUACUUCAUUAAGCUUGCAGAGGAGCUCUGCGAGGAGCCUAUGCUUGGUUUACAGGUGGACGUUGAUCUCGCGAAGGUCAAGGACGACCUAGUUAACACUAUAGAUGGGUUCAGUUUCGUCAGCCAUCCCUAUAAUAAGCUGACCCAUGCCUACGUUCAGCUGUUCAAGCAGGCUUGUGUUCCUGCUUCUGGGCUGUUCGACGAGACGAGCGGCAUAUGGAAAGCAAGCGCAGUCUUACGAUACCAAAGGAAGGCAGAGAGGCUGUUGGAAUCCCUUGCAGGCUGCAUCCACACGAUAGGCGGCCAGACUGGGCGAUCACCAGAGCUUUUUAGUCUCACAUACCAGAACAGCGCACUUGGUGAACGCGGUUUAUACAUCUACAACGGCUCGGUAAUGACGCUUACACGGCAUCACAAAGCUAAACGUUCAACCAAUCGGGAAUUCAACGUUGCGCGCUUCCUUCCUCUCCGAGUCGGCCGAGUUGUGUUCCGAUAUUUGGCGUACAUCCGUCCCUUCGUUACAAGA